Molecule: messenger RNA, 7872 nt
Organism: Trichosurus vulpecula (common brushtail)
Lineage: Eukaryota; Metazoa; Chordata; Mammalia; Diprotodontia; Phalangeridae
Gene: CELSR1
Product: cadherin EGF LAG seven-pass G-type receptor 1
Exons: 25
Coding region: 1-7872 (2623 amino acids)
Biological process (GO): homophilic cell-cell adhesion; G protein-coupled receptor signaling pathway
Cellular component (GO): plasma membrane
Molecular function (GO): calcium ion binding; G protein-coupled receptor activity
Source: RefSeq, a predicted model, not a curated record
AUGGCGCCGCGGCCUCAGCCGCUGGAGCCUGAGAUGCUGCUGCGCUCCUUCCUCCUGCUCGGAGGCAGCGCCCUGCUUGUCCUGGUUCUGCUACCCGAGGCCUCGGCCUCCGGGGAGCUGCCCGCGCACCCCACGGCAGCCGCCACCCGUGGCCCCUGGCUGAGAGACCUGGCUCUGGGCCCCGCCUGGCGACACACGCUGAACUGGGAGCGCACGGCCCCGGGGCUGCGGCAGAUGCUGCAGAUGACCUCCGACGGGCGGUUGAGGCUGGGCCAGUGGGGGCGAAGGCUGUGGCUGCCGGGACCGAGGCAGCCAGCCCGGGCCUGUGACCUGCCUCUGCACGUGGACAUCGCGUCCCGCCGCUCCCCGACGGUGCUGGCUGUGGCCCUGGCAGUGGCUGUGCGGGGCCGGGGCUGCUCCCGCAGCCGGCGUACAAGCGGCUCCGUCACCGUAGCCACAGGGGAACCAGAGCGCAUCCCGGACCUGGCCGCCCGCACGGUCCUGGGAGCCGGCCCGGGCGCCGCCUCCCCCUCUUCUACCCCUCUGUGCUUCCCGGACCCCGAGGGAGGGGGCCGCGGCUCCGCGGAGUUGCGGGCUGCUCUGGAGGCCCUGACCAGCUUCCCCGACUGCAGGUGCGUAGACAGCUUCAGCUCGGGCGGGGAGGAUGGCAGCAGCGGAGGCUGCAGCAGCCGCCCCGCCUUCCCCCUCCAGCCUAUCUGCCUGGAGCCGGGGGUCACGGCUCGCCUGCGCCUGGUGUGUGCUCCCAGGUCAGGCCCAGGCCCAGGCCUAUGGCGGCGCCUGCUCCUGCGAAGGGCCCCCGAGCUCCUGCUGGAGCUGACUCUGGAGGCGUCAGGGACGCUUCCUGCGGGUUCCAGGAGGGCCAGGAGAGGAGCGGCCGGAGGCACCAGCCCUCAGUUCCAGCUUCCCAGCUACCAGGUAUCUGUGCCUGAGAACGAGCCAGCCGGCACUCCUGUGAUAGAACUCCGGGCUCAAGACUCAGACGAGGGCGAGGCCGGCCGUCUGACCUACCAGAUGGAGGCACUGUUUGACGAGCGCUCCAGUGGGUACUUCCACAUCGAGCCAGACACCGGGGCAGUUAGCACCACCCGGCCCCUGGACCGGGAGACCAAAGACACACACGUCUUGAAAGUGACAGCAGUGGACCAUGGAUCCCCGCAGCGUUCGGGGGCCACCUACCUCACAGUGACCGUGAGUGACACCAAUGAUCAUAGUCCUGUCUUUGAGCAGGUCGAGUACAGAGAGACUGUCCGGGAGAACCUGGAGGUGGGCUAUGAGGUGUUGACCAUCCGGGCCACAGAUGGUGAUGCCCCAUCCAACGCCAACAUGCGUUAUAGACUACUGGAGGGCUCCGAUGGGGCCUUUGAGAUAGAUUCCCGCUCUGGGGUGGUCAGGACUCGCUCUGUGGUAGACCGAGAGGAAGUGGCCGAGUACCAACUUUUGGUGGAGGCCAACGACCAGGGCCGCAAUCCUGGUCCCCGGAGCGCCACAGCCACUGUUCGCAUCAUGGUGGAGGAUGAGAAUGACAACUACCCACAGUUCAGUGAGAAGCGUUAUGUGGUCCAGGUGCCAGAAGAUGUGGCUGUCAACACCGCCAUCCUUCGAGUCCAGGCCACUGACCAGGACCAGGGCCAGAACGCAGCUUUACACUACAGCAUUGUCAGCGGCAACCUGAAGGGCCAGUUCUACUUGCACGCCCUGAGCGGGGGCCUGGAUGUCAUCAACCCCCUGGACUAUGAGGCCAUCCGGGAGUAUACCCUGCGCAUCAAGGCCCAGGACGGGGGCCGGCCUCCCCUCAUCAACUCCUCGGGCCUGGUGAACAUCCAGGUGCUGGACGUCAAUGACAACGCUCCCAUCUUCGUGAGCAGCCCCUUCCAGGCCGCGGUGCUGGAGAACGUGCCCCUGGGCCACUCUGUUUUGCACAUCCAGGCUGUGGAUGCGGACUCUGGGGAGAACGCCCGCCUGCACUAUCGCCUGGUGGAUGUGGCCACUGGGGCGGGCAUCACAGCAGAUGACGACCCUUCCGCCUGGAAUGACUUCCCCUUCCAGAUCCACAACAGCUCUGGCUGGAUCACAGUGUGUGCAGAGCUGGACCGUGAGGAGGUGGAGCAUUACCGCUUUGGGGUGGAGGCUGUGGACCACGGCUCCCCUGUUAUGAGCUCCUCAGCUAGCGUGGCCAUCACAGUCCUGGACGUGAAUGACAACGACCCAGUGUUUACCCAGCCCAUCUAUGAGCUGCGCUUGAAUGAAGACGCAGCCGUGGGCAGCAGCGUCUUGACCCUGCGGGCCCGUGACCGGGAUGCCAACAGCGUCAUCACCUACCAGCUGACCAGUGGCAAUACCCGGAACCGCUUUGCCCUGAGCAGCCAGAGUGGCGGGGGGCUCAUCACCCUGGCCCUGCCACUGGAUUAUAAACAAGAGAGGCAGUAUGUCCUGGGGGUGACAGCCUCUGAUGGCACCCGCUCACACACCGCCCAGGUCUUCAUCAAUGUCACCGAUGCCAACACCCAUCGGCCUGUGUUCCAGAGCUCCCACUACACGGUGAGUGUCCUCGAGGACAAGCCUGUGGGCACCUCCAUCGCCACCAUCAGUGCCACAGAUGAGGAUACAGGGGAGAAUGCCCGCAUCACCUACAUUCUGGAGGACCCGGUGCCCCAGUUCCGAAUUCAUCCAGACACUGGGACCAUCAUCACCCUGAUGGAAUUGGACUAUGAGGAUCAGACACUCUACACCUUGGCCAUCACCGCCAGAGACAAUGGCAUCCCACAGAAAUCAGACACGACGUCCCUGGAGAUCCUCAUCCUAGAUGCCAAUGACAAUGCGCCUCACUUCCUGCGAGACCUCUACCAAGGCUCUGUCUUUGAGGAUGCGCCUCCCUCGACUAGCGUCCUGCAGGUGUCCGCCACAGACCGAGACUCCGGUCUCAACGGCCGCCUCCAGUACACCUUCCAGGGGGGCGAUGAUGGCGAUGGUGACUUCUACAUUGAGCCCACAUCUGGGGUGAUCCGCACCCAGCGCCGGCUUGAUCGGGAGAAUGUGGCUGUGUACAAUCUGCGGGCCCUGGCCAUGGACAGGGGCAGCCCGGUCCAGCUUAGUGCCUCCGUGGAGAUCCAGGUGACGGUUCUGGACAUUAAUGACAACCCACCAGUGUUUGACCAGGAUGAAUUGGAGCUGUUUGUGGAGGAGAACAGCCCGGUGGGCUCGGUAGUGGCAAGGAUCCGGGCCACUGACCCCGACGAGGGCCCCAAUGCCCAGAUCAUGUACCAGAUCGUGGAAGGCAAUGUGCCUGAGGUGUUCCAGCUGGACCUGCUGAGUGGGGACCUGCGCGCCCUGGUGGAGCUGGACUUUGAGCGCCGGCGGGAGUACAUGCUGGUGGUCCAGGCCACAUCGGCCCCACUGGUCAGUCGAGCUACUGUGUACAUCCGCCUUGUGGACCAAAACGACAACCCCCCAGUGCUCCCUGACUUCCAGGUCCUCUUCAACAACUAUGUAACCAACAAGUCCAACAGCUUUCCCACGGGAGUGAUUGGCCGAAUUCCGGCCCAUGACCCCGACCUCUCCGACAGCCUCAACUAUACCUUCUUGCAAGGCAAUGAGCUCAACCUUCUCCUGCUCAACCCAGACACUGGGGAGCUGCAGCUCAGCCGAGAUUUAGACAACAACCGACCCCUGGAGGCGCUCAUGGAGGUGUCUGUGUCAGAUGGCAUCCACAGUGUCACUGCCCUCUGCACCCUGCGGGUGACCAUCAUCACAGACGACAUGCUGACCAACAGCAUCACCGUGCGUCUGGAGAACAUGUCGCAGGAGAAGUUCCUAUCCCCCCUGCUGUCCCUCUUCGUGGAGGGCGUCGCCGCAGUACUGUCCACCACCACGGACGGCAUUUUCGUCUUCAACGUCCAGAACGACACGGACGUCAGCUCCAACAUCCUCAACGUGACCUUCUCGGCUCUGCUGCCCGGAGGCGUCCGGAACCGCUUCUUCCCGUCCGAGGACCUCCAGGAGCAGAUCUAUCUGAACAGAACCCUUCUGCGGAUGAUCUCCACCCAGCGCGUGCUGCCCUUCGACGACAACAUUUGCCUGCGCGAGCCCUGUGAGAACUACAUGAAAUGCGUGUCGGUGCUCAAGUUCGACAGCUCGGCGCCCUUCAUCAGCUCCACCACCGUGCUCUUCCGGCCCAUCCACCCCAUCAGCGGGCUGAGGUGCCGCUGCCCCCCGGGCUUCACCGGGGACUACUGCGAGACCGAGAUCGACCUGUGCUACUCUAACCCGUGCGGCAGCAACGGGCUGUGCAGGAGCCGCGAGGGAGGCUACACCUGCGCCUGCCACCCUGACUACACAGGAGAGCACUGUGAGGUGAAUGCCCGCUCCGGCCGCUGUGCACCUGGUGUCUGCAAGAAUGGAGGCAAGUGUGUUAACCUGCUGGUGGGCGGCUUCAAGUGCGAGUGCCCAGCCGGCCAGUAUGAGAAGCCCUACUGUGGGGUGACCACGCGCAGCUUCCCCGCCCAGUCCUUCGUGACCUUCAAGGGCCUCCGCCAGCGCUUCCACUUCACACUCUCGCUCACGUUUGCCACCCGAGAGAGGAACGCCCUUCUCCUCUACAAUGGCCGCUUCAACGAGAAGCACGACUUCCUGGCCCUGGAAGUCAUCGAGGAGCAGAUUCAGCUGACCUUCUCCGCAGGGGAGACGAGGACUACAGUGGCCCCGCUGGUCCCAGGAGGCGUGAGCGAUGGCCAGUGGCACUCGGUGCAGGUGCAGUACUAUAAUAAGCCCCACAUCGGCAGGCUGGGAAUUCCUCACGGACCCUCUGGAGAAAAGGUGGCUGUGGUGUCUGUGGAUGACUGUGAUACAGCCGUGGCCGUGCGCUUUGGGGGCCUCUUGGCCAACUACAGCUGUGCUGCCCAGGGCACCCAGACAGGAUCCAAGAAGUCCUUGGACCUGACGGGCCCCCUCCUUCUCGGGGGCGUCCCCAACCUGCCCGAGGACUUCCCAGUGCACAACAGGCAGUUCAUCGGAUGUAUGAGGAACCUCUCCAUCGACAACCAGGCCAUCGACAUGGAGAGCUUCAUCGCCAACAACGGCACCAGAGCGGGUUGUGCGGCGCAGGAGAACCACUGUGACAAGAUCUGGUGCCAGAACGGUGGGACGUGUGUGAACAAAUGGAAUACCUACAUCUGUGACUGUCCCCUGCGGUAUGGGGGCAGGAACUGUGAGCAGGCCAUGCCGCACCCCCAACGCUUCAGUGGUGAGAGCCUCGUGUUCUGGGGGGAUCUGGACAUCACUAUCUCAGUGCCCUGGUACCUGGGCCUCAUGUUCCGGACCCGGAAAGAGAGCGGGACUCUUUUGGAGGCCAACGCGGGGUCAUCAUCGAAAAUCAGCCUCCAGAUCCUGAAUAGCCACGUAGACUUUGCCGUUUUCCACGGACCCUCGGAGGUGGCCUCUAUGAGGCUGGGCAGGUCCCGUGUGAGUGAUGGCAAGUGGCACCACCUGCUCAUUGAGCUGAAGAGUGACAAGGAUGGCAAGGACAUCAGAUACCUGGCCGUCAUGACCCUGGACUACGGCCUGGAUCAGAACACAGUGCAAAUUGGCAACCAGCUUCCUGGCUUAAAGAUGAGGAGCAUCCUGGUGGGUGGCCUCUCCGAAGACCAGGUCACAGUCCAACAGGGCUUCUCCGGCUGCAUGCAGGGAGUGAGGAUGGGGGAGACAUCCACGAACAUCAUGACCCUGAACAUGAAGGAUGCUCUGAAGGUCAGGGUGAAGGAGGGCUGUGCCCUGGACAACCCAUGCGCCUCCAGCCCGUGUCCUGAGCACAGCCACUGCACGGACAACUGGGACAGCUACUCGUGCAUCUGUGACCCAGGCUACUUUGGAAGAGACUGUGUGGAUGUGUGUAACCUGAACCCCUGUGAACACAUCUCAACUUGCGUCCGAAAACCCAGCUCCGCACACGGCUACACAUGUGAAUGUGGACAGAGCUACUAUGGACAGUACUGUGAAAACAAAAUCCAUCUCCCAUGUCCUAAAGGCUGGUGGGGGAACCCUGUGUGUGGCCCCUGUCACUGUGAGGUCAGCAAAGGCUUUGACCCAGACUGCAACAAGACCAAUGGAGAGUGUCAAUGCAAGGAGAACUACUACAAGCCUCAGAACCAGGAGACGUGCUACCCGUGUGACUGCUUCCCCUACGGCUCCCACACGCGCACCUGUGACAUGGAGACAGGCCAAUGUGCCUGCAAAUCGGGGGUGAUUGGGCGCCAGUGUAACCGCUGUGAUAAUCCCUUUGCUGAAGUGACCACUCAGGGCUGUGAAGUGAUCUACAGUGGCUGUCCCCGUGCAUUUGAAGCUGGCAUCUGGUGGCCACAGACCAAGUUUGGGCAGCCAGCGGCUGUGCCCUGCCCCAAGGGAUCUGUGGGAAAUGCCAUCCGCCACUGCAGCAGCGAGAAGGGCUGGCUGCCCCCAGAGCUCUUCAACUGUACCACGUCCGCCUUCCUGGGACUCAAAGCCAUGAACGAAAAGCUCCAUCGCAACGAGACCAGGAUCGAAGGGGACAAAUCAAUCCAUAUCGUGCGCAUGCUGGAGAAUGCCACCAAGUCUGCGGCCAUCCUGUAUGGGAACGACGUGCGCACCGCCUACCAGAUCAUGAUCCGGGUGCUUCGGCACGAGAGCCAGCAGCAAGGCUUCGACCUGGCGGCCACCAGAGACGUGGAGUUCAACGAGAACCUCAUCCGAACAGGCAGUGCCCUGCUGGACCCCACCCACAGGGACUCCUGGGAGCAGAUCCAGCGGACAGAGGGGGGCACGGCACACCUGCUCAGGUACUUCGAGGAUUAUUUCUACAAUUUGGUGAAGAACAUGAGAAGGACCUACAUGAAGCCCUUUGUUAUCAUCACAGACAACAUAAUCCUGGCCGCUGACAUCUUUGCCAAGUCGAACUUCACUGGCGCCAGGGUGCCGCGGUUCAGUGAGAUUUAUGAGGACCACCCCAAGGACCUGGAGUCUUCUGUCCUCUUCCCCGCCCACCUCUUCCAGCCCUCGGACAGGAGAGAUGUACCCACAGUGAAGCCCUCCAAGCACAGAGUGACCCCCAGAGCCGACCCCGCUGAACCCGUCACCGAUGACCCUCUGUUGAAGAAGAGGAAGCGGCCAUCGGAUGAGUGGAGUCAGCAUGCUGUGGCCUUGGUCCUCAUCUACCGCUCCCUUGGGCAGCUGCUGCCGGAACAGUAUGACCCCGAUCGGAGGAGCCUGCGACUGCCUCAUCGGCCCAUCAUUAACACCCCGAUUGUAAGCGCUCUGCUGUACAGCGAGGGAGUCCUGCCCCCCGGCCAGUCGGGACGCCCCAUUCUCGUGGAAUACACUCUGCUGGAGACAGAAGAAAGAACCAAGCCGGUCUGCGUGUUCUGGAACCACUCCCUUGGGAGCCAGGGCGCAGGAGGCUGGUCGGCCAAGGGCUGUGAGCUGGUCUCCAGAAACAGCAGCCACAUCACCUGCCAGUGCAUCCACGCGAGCAGCCUGGCUGUGCUGAUGGAUGUCUCCAAGCGUGAGCACGGCGAGGUCCUCCCCCUCAGGAUCGUCACCUACACCAGCAUCUCCAUCUCCCUGGCCGCCUUGCUCCUGGCCUUCAUCCUGCUGCUUCUGCUCCGAACGCUCCGCGCCAACCUCCACAGCAUCCACCGGAAUCUGAUCGCGGCCCUCUUCUCCUCCCAACUCGUCUUUGUGAUUGGGAUUGACCAGACAGAAAACCCGGAAGCUUGGCCGUCCCUGGGUUUCCUCGAGGACCAUGGCAGGGGCCGUGGUGCCCCAGUGACCCAUUCCCUGACCCACAAUGACGCAGCUGGUCAGGAGGCUUCAGGCAGAGGCUGA